AUGUUGUCGUCGGCGUGUGUGUUGCUGCUCGCUGCCUCAGCUUUGGGCUACCUGGACGAGGCGUCACUGGACGCUCAGUGGGACCAGUGGAAGAUCACUCACAAGAGAGAAUACAACGGCCUGAACGAAGAAGGGAUCCGCAGGGCCAUCUGGGAGAAGAACAUGCGUAUGAUUGAAGCUCACAACCAGGAAGCAGCGCUGGGCAUUCACUCCUAUGAGCUGGGGAUGAACCACCUGGGAGACAUGACAUCAGAGGAAGUGACUGAGAAGAUGACUGGCCUGCUGGUGCCGACAAACCCUGAGCGUAGUUUCACCAUGGCCCUGAACGACUCCGUCUCCCGGCUUCCCAAAUCCAUCGACUACCGCAGGAAGGGCAUGGUGACCUCUGUGAAGAACCAGGGUUCCUGUGGCUCCUGCUGGGCCUUCAGUUCUGCCGGGGCUCUGGAGGGCCAGUUGGCCAAGAAGACGGGUCAGCUCGUUGACCUCAGCCCACAGAACCUGGUGGACUGUGUCAAGGAGAACGACGGCUGCGGAGGAGGCUACAUGACCAACGCCUUCAGUUACGUGAAAGACAACGGAGGCAUUGAUUCUGAGGAAGCCUACCCGUACAUCGGACAGGACGAGUCGUGCCGCUACAACUCUACAGGCAUGGCAGCCCAGUGCAAAGGUUACAAGGAGGUGCCGAAAGGUGACGAGCACGCGCUGGCUGUUGCCCUCUUCAAAGUGGGCCCGGUGUCGGUGGGCAUUGACGCCACGCAGAGCACCUUCCUCUACUACAGUAAAGGCAUUUAUUAUGACAGCAACUGCAACAAAGAGGACAUCAAUCAUGCUGUGCUGGCUGUUGGCUACGGAGUGAGCCCAAAGGGGAAGAAGUACUGGAUCGUCAAGAACAGCUGGGGCGAGUCUUGGGGCAAAAGCGGUUACAUCUUGAUGGCGCGUAACCGUGGCAACAUGUGCGGCAUCGCCAACCUGGCCAGCUACCCCAUCAUGUGAAGCGACGAGCACAAAGCAGGAAAAGAAGAGGACACAAGGAGGCUUUACGUGGACUACAGCGAACCACUACGAUAAAAGAACACGUCGUUUGCACCAAAUUUUCCAGCAGCAACUUUGAACCA
This is a messenger RNA of Nematolebias whitei (Rio pearlfish), 1115 nucleotides long. It is a transcript of the gene ctsk, whose product is annotated as cathepsin K. The record is from RefSeq and is a predicted model, not a curated record. Bases 1 to 993 code for a protein of 330 amino acids. Gene Ontology annotation, cellular component: lysosome. Gene Ontology annotation, biological process: immune response. The transcript is spliced from 7 exons. Gene Ontology annotation, molecular function: cysteine-type endopeptidase activity. NCBI's taxonomy places the organism in Eukaryota, Metazoa, Chordata, Actinopteri, Cyprinodontiformes, Rivulidae.